This is a messenger RNA of Rhinocladiella mackenziei CBS 650.93, 1161 nucleotides long. RefSeq lists its product as uncharacterized. The record is from RefSeq and is a predicted model, not a curated record. The transcript has a single exon. NCBI's taxonomy places the organism in Eukaryota, Fungi, Ascomycota, Eurotiomycetes, Chaetothyriales, Herpotrichiellaceae. Bases 1 to 1161 code for a protein of 386 amino acids.
AUGCAUUCCCGUACUAGAUCCGCUGUAAUUGCGGCUGCCACUCUCUCUUCUUUGCCUCUGUCUUCUGCCCUUCCCAGGACUGGAAACUCCGCCGCGGUCAUUUAUGGCAACUUCACUGCACCUUGCAAUACCACUACAAGCACCCCUAGCACUACGCCUUCGCCUGUUACUACCACCUCCAGUAGUACUGAAAUCUGGGGUGACUGGACAACCACCACCUCCACUCCAGUUUCUCCUGUGACCACCUCUACUACAACCGAAGAGAUCUGGAACGAUUGGACCACCACCACCACCACCACAACAACAACAACAGCUCCUUGCGAGACGACCACCAGCUCGACCCCGAUCUCUCCAGAGACAACUACAUCUUCCAGCGAAGUAUGGGGUGAUUGGACUACUACACCUACAACCACCCCCAGCUCAACUCCAGUCUCUCCUGUCACAACCUCUACGACUUCUUCUAGCGUAGUCUGGGGUGAUUGGACGACUACUACUUCAACUCCAGUUUUACCCACGACGACAACAGCAAUUACCACAUCUUCUAGCGAAGUCUGGGGCGACUGGACCACCACCACUAGCUUGACUCCAGUCUCUCCUGUGACGACCUCCACUACGACAACAACUUCAGAGGUUUGGGGCGAUUGGACUACUCCCGUUACUCCCGUCUCUCCAGUCACUCCCACCACCACUACAACCGCAUCGACUUGGGCUGAUUGGAUAACUACCACGACCACUACUGCCCCGGUCGCUCCUACAACCACCUCGACCACUUCAGAAAUCUGGGGAAAUUGGACAACUACAGCCACCUCCGCCACACCGGUCUCCCCCGUGACCACUUCUACUACCACAACUUCAUCAACACCCCCCUCAUCUUGGGCCGACUGGACCACCAGCUCCUCCUCUUCAAACACACCUGUCGCCCCGGUGUCCUCAACCACCAUUCCUUCCACCACUACAGUCUCCACCUCGAAAUCUAGCACGACAAUGUCAACAUCAACCUUGACAUGGAGUUUCGGAACCAGUACCCACGAAUCAGCGACCAGCACCACUCCCGCUGCUCCGGCCGUGACUAGCCUCGCCGGCGCCGCUAGCAAGCUUACUUCUGGCUCUGGAGCAGGUAUCGUGCUCGGUGCACUCGUGGCCGCUGCGGCUUUGUUCUAA